AUGAAAGAUAAUAUUCUCGAUAAGACGAGUGGGGACGGGAGUGGUAGUGCUGAGCAAAGUACAAGGCGUAUUCCCAGAACCAGGAGUAGCACGAGUACAGCGGAGUGCACGGGUACAUCCACGAGCACAAGCACAGCAACAAGCACGAGCGCAAGCACAGCCACAACGAGCAUGAGGACAACUUCAGCCAUAGCUCCAACCUCAAACACACCAAUCCCGACACCGACAAACACAAAAUCGACUCACACUGUUUGUUACUGCGAGCACUGCGAUAAAUCGUACACAGGCAGACACGCACGUUCUAUCCUCAGAAGACAUUACCAAGAGAAACACGGGAUUCCAUUGACUGCUCAACCACGACGCACACGUUGGGAUAACAGCCACGAUCGGCCUAAGGAUGACGACGAUAGGCGUAGGCGUAUGCUUGAGAGCAAGCGGAGGUGGGCGGCAAAUAAGCGGCAAAGGAGUCGAACACUUAAUGAAGGUGGUGACAGUAACAUUGAAAACACGGCUGAAAACAACCGAAAGAACCCCACACCCACUCCGACUCCACCUUCUCUCACUCCAAUCAAACACACGCCUUCACAAUCCACCCUGCCUCCUCUCACUUACCCCACCCGCGCACCACCUUCGAUACCCAGAUUUGAGAUAUUCAGGGAAGACGGUAAUGAUAUCACACCAUUCAAGCUACCAGCAAUAACACCCUACCGGCAAACAACGCGUGUACCAACAACCGAGAAUAUGAUGUUGAGCGGCACCAACACACCUCCACCAACACUACCCGCUUUGUUUAAAGAGAAGAAUCGGAAUAUCAGCGACACUGUCAAGACUAACAAGUUUGAAUACUUGAGUUCUCCCGCUCACUCAGAUCUAGCCACCAAACUCGGUCUCGCACCAACACCAAAACAUAUGCCUUUCAGUCCACUGAAUAACCCACAUACUCCACGUGCACGGUACAAGGACAACGAUAAUGAUCAAGAUCAUGAUAACGACUCACCCGUUAAAGUUAGAUCUAAGCUACCGUCGUUGAGAGAAUUGACCGGUGGUGGAUGUGGUGAGAAGGCAGGCGCUAUGGAGAUGCAAGGUAAGUUGGUGAGGGGAAAGCAGCGUCUAGGUGAGCCUGGGCCUGAAUGUGAAACGGCCGAUUAG
Molecule: messenger RNA, 1149 nt
Organism: Wallemia ichthyophaga EXF-994
Lineage: Eukaryota; Fungi; Basidiomycota; Wallemiomycetes; Wallemiales; Wallemiaceae
Exons: 1
Coding region: 1-1149 (382 amino acids)
Source: RefSeq, a predicted model, not a curated record